Messenger RNA from Heterobasidion irregulare TC 32-1, 1726 nucleotides. RefSeq lists its product as uncharacterized. The transcript has 3 exons. The coding region runs from base 30 to 1586 and encodes 518 amino acids. Lineage: Eukaryota; Fungi; Basidiomycota; Agaricomycetes; Russulales; Bondarzewiaceae. The record is from RefSeq and is a predicted model, not a curated record.
GGCAUCACCAACACUCGAACGACUUCAUUAUGGCAACAGCCAAUGACGACAGAAUCAUUUUGGAACGUAUGCGGUUCGAGCGCGAUCUACACAUUCUGCUUGCUCAUGCAGCAAACAGUCAUCAGUUUGAAUCAGCUUCAUAUGCCUUCCAUAAUCUCUCUCUCUCAUCGUACUGCUCUGGCUGGAAGCCCCUCUUGCCUACUAUUUCCUUCAGCUGCCAUCCACAGCCAUACUUCUCACACUUCAUAGGAGCACAGGAUAGCCAGAGACUCCAUUCCCGAAGGAUUCCGGAUUUUGCAGCUAUUAUCGCCGAACUUUCCCUUCCUCCCAGUCUUGUGUUUUGGACAGAAGUCAAGCCUUUGAUAGAACACCAAUGGGACAGUGCAUUUGGUCUCGGCGACACCACCGAAACCCUGGAAUCUAUUAUGGCGGCUGCGGAAGCAGAAUUCUUUGGUGCGAUUAUUCAGGUCAAUGAACAAGCAUUAUUUUCCUUUCAGAACUUCGAUGGUGAUGUCCACUAUGCAUUUGUCAUGGUCGCCGCUUUUUUCUCGCUUCUGAAGUAUACUAGGCCGAUCGGGUCUGUGCCCAAUGUACAGCCUGCUCCGACCACCAUUCCUCAAAAACGAGCGAGGGCAGAUUCUACUCUCAAAGCAAGGGCUCUUGAGGACAUAGGAGAUCCCAUCUCUAUCGUCCCUGAUGUCUUAUACUUCAAUGUGCCUAUGUUCAUGGUUGGCCAAGGUCUCAAUCCUAUGUACCUGCGGGCACUCAGUGUUGUCGCCGACUCCUCAGCAAAGCUUCGUAGCCACUUUGAGGAGCCCUCGUUGUUCCGUGUCCCACCCAAUGCCCCUGAACCUUCGGAACAGUCAUUGGUGAGGGGGCGGAAUCUGGUUCGGGAUGCAUUGGAGAAUGAACGAGAGAGACCUUCGCCGUCCGCUUCCACUCAGACGGGUUCUCCUGACGCAUCGUCAGCGGCCGGGUCAUCUUUCACACAAUCUGAAGGCAGACCUCGCAAAACAGCACGAACGGCCCUAUUUUCUCCGAUCCAGACGCGCUCCCGCACGAGAUCAGAGUACCUAGCAGAGACCGCGCGAGCCAAGCAGCUAGCAGUGCAGAAGGCCAAAGAGGUCUUACAAGCUCUAGAAGAAGAAAACGAAGAGGCCCAACGGGACGCAUAUCAUAAGGAAAGGGCAGAAAAGAGCGUCUCGAAGGAUGCUCCCAUGUCUCCCUUGACUUCCCCUCCCUCGUCCCCACCGCUUUUAUCGACUCCUCGUGGGGGGGUCUUCCAGAACACGAUCAUGCAGUCCGUCGACGCCCUGCUUGCGUUAAACGACCUUCUUGCGGAGCAGCAGACCCCCUCGACCCCGUCUAGGAGAGGCGCUCGCGACGAAGACGUGUCCAUGCCAGCUGCCGGGCCAUCUCGCCAACCCAUAUUCGCCACCCCGCCUGCGCGCACAAGUGCCCACCGCGACGAACCUCGCACCGUCCUUGGGUCUCUCAUCGAGACCCUACCGCAAGUCGAACUCCCUCAAAAUUCUCCAGCUCCCAGUGGAAAGGGAAAGGGCAAGGGCAAGGCUCGUCCUAAAUAGACUUGUUCGAGGAAUGUACAUACGGAACACGUUAGUUGUAGAAUCAUCGGAAGAUCUCGAGCUGGGAUAGCGUACGUACUACUACUCCAGCGACUUGUAAAUUCAUGUAGCGGUUCAAAGUCAAUUGUUUUGCGACUCCG